This is a messenger RNA of Seriola aureovittata, 3524 nucleotides long. RefSeq names its product serine threonine kinase 39 (gene stk39). The coding region runs from base 227 to 1816 and encodes 529 amino acids. The record is from RefSeq and is a predicted model, not a curated record. Lineage: Eukaryota; Metazoa; Chordata; Actinopteri; Carangiformes; Carangidae. The transcript has 19 exons. Gene Ontology annotation, molecular function: protein serine/threonine kinase activity; ATP binding. Gene Ontology annotation, biological process: protein phosphorylation.
UCCGUUAUUUUCCGGGUUGUGCUCAUCGCUAGCGGUAGUUGCGCUGCUGCAGCUGCCAGCUGACACUUGUACCGAGGAGGUGAGGUCAAAUUUGACUCUCUCUCUCUCUCUCUCUCUCCCUUUCUCCCUCUCUGAGUCUCUCUUUCUCUCCCUCCCUCCCUCCCUUUCUCUCUUUCUCUCUGUUUGUAUCUGUGAGGCUGCUAACUAGCGCAUCAUCAUCAUCAUCAUGGCGGAUCAAGGCGAAUCUCCGGCUCCUGUCCACCACCCGCAACCGGCGCUGACAACCAGCUGGCCAAUUACCAGGGAGUCGUACGAGCUGCAGGAAGUCAUAGGCAGCGGGGCCACAGCUGUGGUGCAGGCGGCCCUCUGUACCCCCAGACAGGAGCGUGUGGCCAUAAAGAGAAUCAACCUGGAAAAAUGCCAGACCAGCAUGGAUGAGCUGUUGAAAGAAAUUCAGGCAAUGAGCCAGUGCAACCAUCCCAAUGUUGUCACCUACUACACCUCGUUUGUCGUGAAGGAUGAACUUUGGUUAGUCAUGAAGCUUCUGAGUGGAGGCUCUAUGCUGGAUAUAAUUAAGCACACAAGCAAAGAUGAGGACAAAAAUCGAUCUCUAGAUGAGCCUAUCAUUGCUACUAUAUUAAAAGAAGUGCUAGAGGGCCUGGACUAUCUGCACAGAAAUGGACAGAUUCACAGGGAUGUGAAAGCUGGGAACAUACUACUGGGAGAGGAUGGAUCUGUUCAGAUUGCAGAUUUCGGAGUAAGCGCAUUCCUGGCUACAGGCGGGGAUAUGACAAGAAACAAAGUACGAAAGACCUUUGUUGGCACACCAUGCUGGAUGGCACCGGAGGUGAUGGAACAGGUACGAGGCUAUGAUUUCAAAGCAGAUAUAUGGAGUUUUGGAAUUACAGCCAUAGAGUUAGCAACAGGCUCCGCACCCUAUCACCGCUACCCUCCCAUGAAGGUUUUAAUGCUUACCCUACAGAACGAUCCACCCACUCUAGAGACGGGUGUGGAGGACAAGGAAAUGCUAAAAAAAUACGGCAAAUCAUUUAGAAAGCUAAUAACUAUGUGCCUUCAGAAGGAUCCUGCCAAAAGGCCGACAGCCGCAGAGCUUUUGAAGUGUAAAUUCUUCCAGAAGGCCAAGAACAAAGAAUAUCUGGUUGAGAAGCUUUUGUGUCGUGCGCCAAAGAUUUCCCAGAGAGCUAAGAAGGACCCUGAACAGAAGUGGGGGAGCCUUGGUUCUAUGUCAGGUUUGGAAAAUAAACCUGACACCACCAGAAGGGUGAGGAGGGUCCCAGGCUCCAGCGGUCACCUGCACAAGACAGAGGAUGGAGACUGGGAGUGGAGCGAUGAUGAGCUGGACGAGGGCAGCGAGGAGGGCAAGGCGGCGGUGAAUCAGGGCAGGUCACGAAGGGUCAAAGAUGAGGCCAAAGAUAAUGAGGAGAAUGCCAACAAUGUUCCUAUUGAAGGGUUGUCUAUUCAGCAUCCCGAGGUUGAACCAUAUGUGGAUACACCAUACAUUCAAGGUGCUGUGAACAUGGUACUACGGCUAAGGAACUCUAGAAAGGAGCUGAAUGACAUCCGGUUUGAAUUCACUCCUGGGCGAGACACUGCUGAUGGCGUUUCCCAGGAACUGUUCUCAGCCGGUCUGGUCAACGGGCACGAUGUCGUAAUUGUUGCUGCCAACCUUCAGAAGAUUGUAGACGACCCGACUACCUACAAAGUAUUGACCUUCAAACUGGCGUCCAGCUGCGACGACACGGAGAUCCCGGACGAGGUGAAGCUGAUCGGCUUUGCACAGCUAAGUGUUAGCUGAUGCUCUCUUCAUGCCUGAAGCAGGUGAGACAAGGGAGACAGUUCAGGGCAGACAGACUGAGGAACACACCACCACCUCCUGCAACAUCUUCCCCAACACCUUCCCUGAAAACUCACCCCACCCCCACCUCCUCCUCCCUCACUCCUUUUCACCUUCCCCGAGUCCAAGCUAUGCCACCGCCCCCGCCUUCACUUCCUUAGCGCAGACUUCCCUGCUCACUGCCCCCUCCGACCUUUAACCUUAACAACAUUCCACCGCCCAGCGCACAGACCGGGAUCAGGAUACAGCCCAGGAACCUAAAGAUGUACUCAGGUGGUGAAAGAAGAUGAUUAAGAUGUAGCUUUGAAUGUUUUAUUUAUUUUUUUUUUCUUUUACUCGUUUUUAUUUUACAUCUCAUUACCUCUGUGUUCAGCAAAGCUCUCAUUAUUUAUUGAAAUGAGAAAAUAUUUUUCAAAUUUUUUUUCUCUCAUGCUGUUUUGUUGCCACAGUGAAAACAAAUUUGCUUUGACUCACACCUCACCAACCCACCCAGAAUGUAAGACUUAGUGAAUUUAUGGGGGACAAGCACAUUUUCAUAAUAACAUAACGAAUGUCUAAAAAAAGACUGAAUUGUAUUUCUGUGUCAACACCUGUUUGACAUCGACAAGAAGGGAAACAUUUGCUUGAGUGUGCAGAAAAAAAAACGAGACCUGGACGUUACUGUGUAUAAUUUGCUGCUCUCGACAGUGUUAAUGCUUCAAAAUGCUAGAGGUGCCUUGUUCAUUUUUCUGUGCCUGAGAAAGUAGUCAAUGAGUGAGACCACACAAAGAGCAGAACCUGCUGAUUUCCAUUUCACAAAUGUAUUACUCCAGCAAUGACACAAUUCACGUGAAGUAUCUUAAUGAGAGAAGCUACAAUGCACUUUUUUGGGCUGAGUGUGUGCCCCCCGACAAGCUGAUGCUUAGCCCCUGGAGACAAGUUAACUCGUGUGCUUUCGUCACCAGACUCAUAAAACAUAACAGAACCUGUACUCAUUUAAUCCGCUCUGGUUGAUGUGUUUUCUGAUGCCAGGCUAAUAGACAAAAACCCAACAGUUAAACCUUCUUGCUCUGUCCUGCUGCACUACAAAAAAAAUUUUUUUUUUUUUGUUCCCAAAAAUAUAGUAGUUACUAAAAUGUACUGUAUGACAAUGCAUCUGAGGAUGAAACCAAAAGGCAUCUAUUGAAAGGGUGACGAGCCAUUUGUUUGUUCAAACAAGUCUGGUAGCUCGAAAUUAUUUUUCAGUAUUGAGGUGGUAAAUAUUAACUUCUACUAAAUUCUUUAUUUUAUCAAGUAAUUUAUUGUGUUUUCUAUGUACAGUAUGUGUACCAUUUCAGCAUAUUACCCCUGUUCCCUCUCUGUAAUCUGCUGAUGUCAAAUUUCUGACAAGGAGCAACAAAUAAAGAAGAAUUGCUAUUAUUUAAAAAAAAAAAAAGGUGUGGAGUAUUUCAUAUUAGCUUAAAUACUAAGUUUGCUAAUUUUAGCAAACUUUAGAUGGAUCUUACUGUGUAAGAAACAUUAUGGAGUGAAUUUACUGACUUUAUGAUUUGUUUGUACCUAUGCUACUGUUACACUACAUUCAGCCUUAACCUGUCAUUUCAGAUAUGUGACCAAAUGUUGCUAGUGAGGAAAUAUUAGAUUGAUGUGCUUUAAAUAAUAAAUGAUAAAUAAAUAAAAACAAUAAUUUUAA